UGCUGCCGGUGCGGCCGCUGCCGCCGGUACCCCCGGAGCCGCCGCCCUCCCUUUCCGCCCCGCGACCCCGCUCUCCGGGCGGCCCCGCGCCCCUCGGCGGGCGGCACCGGGCAGCGCGGCCGCCUGGCACCGCGGCGGGCAGGCAGCGCACCGAGCGCUGUGCGCGCACAGCGCGGGAGGCCCCCGGCGGCGCCGCCCGCCGUGCGCGGGCCGGGACCGGUGCCGGGAGCGGGGCCGGUGCCGGGAUCGGAACCGGGACCGGGAGCGGGAUCGGGAUCGGGAUGCGGCUGCAGUGCGAGGUGGAGGUGCUGAGCCGGCUCCUGCCCAGCUGCGGGCUGCGGGGCCGCGGCCGCGCGGCGCGGGCGCUGGUGUCGCUGGGGCGGCCGCCCGGCGCGGCCGGAGCCGGGAUUUACCUCAUGGUGUGCACGGCGCGGGACCGCGGCGGGGCUCGCUACAAGGUGCAGCAGAACGUGGAGCGGCUCUUCACGCGCUUCGUGGAGGAGGGCAAGGCCACGGUGCGGCUGCGGGAGCCCGCGGUGGAUCUGUGCCUCAGCAAGCCGUGAGACUGGCUCACCAAGGCAACGACACCGGAGUCCUCCCUCUCUCACCUCUGGUCCCAGCAAAGAACUCCGACGUGGAGAAGCCCAAAACCAAAAUGAUCAUCACCUCCAGGAGGGAUUACCCCCUCACCAAGAGCUUCCCUUUCUCCCUGGAGCACCUGCAGACCUCGUACUGCAAGCUGGCCAGGAUCGACAGCCGGGUGCUGUGCCUGAAGAAGCUGCGCAAGCUGGACCUGAGCCACAACCACAUCAAGCAGCUGCCGGCCACGCUGGGCGACCUGGUGUGCCUGCAGGAGCUCGACCUGCGCGACAACCACCUGGAGGCCUUCAGCGCGGCGCUGUGCAGCUCCGGCCUGCAGAAAUCCCUGCAGCUGCUGGACCUGAGCCAGAACCAGAUCCAGGCGCUGCCGCUGGAGUUCUGCCAGCUGCGGGGCCUGGUGCAGCUGCGGCUGGACGACAACGCGCUGCUGCGCCUGCCCUGCCGCAUCGGGCAGCUGAGCCGCCUGCGCUGCCUGUCGGCCGCGCGCAACAAGCUGCCCUUCCUGCCCUCCGACUUCAGGAAGCUCUCCCUGGACAACCUGGAUCUCUUUGGCAAUCCUUUCGAGCAGCCCAACCCGCUGGUGCCCAACAUCCAGCUGAAGAUCCCCCUGACUCUGCUGGAGUGUGCUGCCAGGGCCACCGUCAAUCACAGGAUCCCUUACGGCUGCCACCUGCUCCCUUCCCACCUGUGCAAGGACCUGGAGGUGGCCAAGACGUGUCGCUGCGGGAGCGCGUGCCUGAGCAGCUUCAUCCAGAUCACGGUGACCAUGAACCUGCACCACGUGGCGCACACCGUGGUGCUGGUGGACAACAUGGGCGGCACCGACGCGCCCGUGCUCUGCUACUUCUGCUCCCUGCACUGCUACUCCCAGUUCCUGGACAGGCACCUCCAGAGCCACGGCUGACAGCAGGCACGGCGGGGCUGUGGGCACGGAGCAGCUGCUGGCACCCGUGGUGCCACCGCAGACAGAUCCCGCUGGGACGGAGGGGACGCGGCCUGGCCUGGCCUGGCAUGGCAUGGCUCUUGUGCCCUUUG
Passer domesticus (house sparrow) is the source of this 1635-nucleotide messenger RNA. It is a transcript of the gene LRR1, whose product is annotated as leucine rich repeat protein 1. The record is from RefSeq and is a predicted model, not a curated record. The transcript has 4 exons. Bases 656 to 1504 code for a protein of 282 amino acids. Gene Ontology annotation, molecular function: protein binding. Lineage: Eukaryota; Metazoa; Chordata; Aves; Passeriformes; Passeridae.